UUAGCCGCCUCUUCUUCGCAGAGCAACUGCAACUGGAGAUUCGCAGCAGCUGCAGCGCGCAAGUAAGUUCUUUUCUUCUCCUUUAUUCCUUCUUCCUUCUUCUUCUUCUUUCUUCUCUACUGCCGAAACCAGUAAAAACUAGCCUCGGUCGAAUCCAGAAGAAGAGGCUAAGUAUAUUGCGAAAUACCCCCGCCAUAUCCUUGACCGUAUCGCUCGUGUGUCAAUGGCGUAUCGAAGAUGGUCAACUUAACAGAAAAAAGUCCACGAUACGUCGUUUGCCGUAUCUGAUACGUAUCGGAGGAGUAUCCGAUACGAGCAUACCCCUCAUGACCGGCGUAUCGGUGCAACAUAGAGAAGCCUGCGCUCUCAAGUUUCGGAAUACAGCAGUCAUAUUGUCUUUACCCAUUUUAUCGGGUUCUUCAUUUCAUAUUGUGAUUCUGAGAAUGCAGUAAUCCCUUAGCAUGCUUUGCGUCUUGCUUUGUCUGAGACCCGUAAGCAAACACUUGACCAACAUAACCACCAGCGCUUUGUUCUCUACCAAACCAACGACAACAUCAAUACUUCUGAGACAAUGCAAGUCACUUCUCCAAGCUAAGCUCAACCACCAACAGAUCCUGGUCCAAGGCCUCACGCACACCGUAACCGACCUCAUUGCCGCCUAUGUAGCUUGCAAUGCUCCUUCACAAGCCUUGGCGUUGCUCCAACGCCUUGUGCCGUGCCCAUCAAUUGUUUUCUGGUGGAAUGUGCUUAUACGGAGUGCCGUGCGCUCUGGGUUGCUUUAUGACGUGCUUUGUCUCCACGGGCGAAUGCAAAUGCUUGGGUGGAGGCCUGACCAUUAUACUUACCCCUUUGUUCUCAAGGCUUGCGCCGAGCUUCACAUGUUCAGUCGAGGCUCUUCGGUCCAUGCUGCUUUGUAUGCAAAUGGUUUUGAUUCAAAUGUGUUUGUUUGCAAUGCGGUUGUUGCUAUGUAUGGCCGCUGUGGCGCUUUGAAUGAUGCGCGUAAAAUGUUCGAUGAAUUGCUUGAGAGAGGAAUAGGGGAUGUCGUGUCCUGGAAUUCAAUUGUGUCAGCUUAUGUUCAGAGUGGAGAUUCGAAGAAUGCACUCUCAAUGUUUGAUCGGAUGAUGGGCGAUUUUAGUGUCCGCCCAGAUGCUUUUAGCUUAGUUAAUGUUCUUCCUGCUUGUGCUUCGGCUGGGGCACCAAUGUGGGGUAAGCAGAUUCACAGUUAUGCUAUUAGGAGGGGAUUAUUUGAAGAUGUGUUUGUGGGUAAUGCCGUUGUUGAUAUGUAUGCUAAGUGUGAGAUGAUGGAUGAGGCAAACAAGGUAUUUGAGAGGAUGGAAGAAAAGGAUGUGGUUUCUUGGAAUGCCAUGGUUACUGGGUAUUCUCAGAUUGGUAGACUUGACGAUGCUAUUGGUUUUUUUGAGAAGAUGAGGGAGGAGAAGAUUGAGUUGAAUGUUGUCACUUGGAGUGCUGUGAUUGCAGGAUAUGCUCAGAGGGGACAUGGUUAUGGGGCGCUGGAUGUGUUUCGGCAAAUGCAGGCAUGUGGUUCUGAGCCAAAUGCUGUUACCCUCAUAUCUCUUCUUUCAGGGUGUGCCUCUGCUGGAGCACUGAUUCAUGGAAAGGAAACUCAUUGUUAUGCAAUAAAAUGGAUCCUGAACCUAGACAGAAAUGACCCUGGAAAUGAUAUAAUGGUAAUUAACGGCCUGAUUGACAUGUAUACUAAAUGCAAGAGUCCCAAAGUUGCACGAAUGAUGUUUGAUUCUGUUGCACCAAAGAAAAGAAAUGUGGUGACUUGGACUGUGAUGAUUGGUGGAUAUGCCCAACAUGGGGAAGCUAAUGAGGCACUAGAACUCUUCUACCAGAUGCUCAGACAGGAUUUCCCCCUAAAGCCAAACGCUUUUACUAUAUCUUGUGCCCUGAUGGCUUGUGCUCGUCUGGGUGCCCUGAGGUUUGGUAAGCAAAUUCAUGCUUUUGUACUACGCAAUCAGUAUGAUUUUGUGAAGGUGUUUGUGGCCAAUUGCCUGGUUGAUAUGUAUUCCAAAUCUGGAGACAUUGAUGCUGCUAGAGUUGUGUUUGACUACAUGCAACAAAGGAAUGCUGUUUCUUGGACUUCACUAAUGACAGGUUAUGGAAUGCAUGGUCGCGGUGAAGAAGCCCUGCAAGUUUUUGAUGAGAUGAGGAGUGUGGGGCUGGUGCCUGAUGGUGUAACCUUUGUUGUUGUUCUCUAUGCUUGCAGCCAUUCUGGAAUGGUUGAUGAAGGAAUGAGGUACUUUAACAGCAUGAGCACAGAUUUUGGGGUUGUUCCUGGGGCAGAACACUAUGCUUGCAUGGUUGACAUCUUGGGUCGUGCUGGUCGCUUGGAUGCCGCAUUGGCGCUGAUCAAAGGCAUGCCUAUGCAACCAACACCAAUUACAUGGGUGGCCUUGCUCAGUGCGUGCAGGACCCAUGGGAAUGUUGAACUCGGUGAAUAUGUUGCACAUCAGUUAUCAGAGACGGAGAGAGAGAAUGAUAGUUCAUAUACAUUGCUUUCAAACAUAUAUGCCAAUGCCAGGCGUUGGAAAGAUGUGGCCAGAAUCAGAUUGUUAAUGAAACAUACGGGCAUCAAGAAGAAGCCCGGUUGCAGUUGGGUGCAAGGAAAGAAAGGCAAUGCAACCUUCUUUGUGGGUGAUAGGACUCAUCCACAGUCUCAAGAAAUUUAUGAGACCCUUGCUGACUUGAUUAAACGGAUCAAAGAGAUUGGAUAUGUCCCUGAGACAAGCUAUGCACUUCACGAUGUCGAUGAUGAAGAGAAAGGAGACCUUCUUUUCGAGCAUAGUGAGAAGUUGGCUUUGGCCUAUGCUAUCCUAACUACUCCACCAGGCACACCUAUCCGGAUCACCAAGAACUUACGUGUCUGUGGAGAUUGCCAUAGUGCGAUUACCUACAUAUCCAAGAUUGUUGAGCACGAAAUCAUAUUGAGGGACUCAAGUCGCUUUCAUCAUUUCAAGAACGGAUCCUGCUCCUGCCGAGGCUAUUGGUGACAAAAGAAGUUAUCCUAGUUGUAGAUGAAGAAACUAAAUGGUAGAAAUUUGAGUAGAGUCAGUAGAGGAAUGCACUGAAAUGUUACUGGAAGAUUUGGGAUCCUCAUAGGUGUUCUGCAUGCCCAUAAAGUAAAGUAAAGGUUUGUGUCGUUUUUUUUUCUUUUACUUAGAAGGCAUUUGAAUUGGUGGUUGAUUCCUUUAAUUAAUCUAGGUGUUUCUUGAGUAAUUUGCUAUUAAGUUACUUCUUUAUGCAUUUCUAAGAGUUUUGUUGUUCAUUUACUCUGCAUUAACUUCUGCAUAGCCACCUUGGGGGAAAGUUGUUAAUUUUUCAGAAUACACUGCCAUCUCUUGGUGUUGGCCGCUUGAAGUUGCGUGGAGAUGAUCGUUGUGUCUAUGGAACUGAUAAAGAUCAUCCAUUGAGACCACCAGAGGAUCCUUUCUACAAGCAGAUGGCUGCAGAAUUUUCCAAGUUCCAGAUAAGGGUAGAUGUAUAUGCCUUCGGUGACAAGUACACUGAUAUAGCCUCAUUAGGUAUAUAGUGGUGAUUUUAUCUUCUGUUUCACUAUCAUAGAACCAAAGAUCAAGAUGAUGUAGGAAACCGGAGGAUCUUCUACUGAUAUUUCUCUCUGUUGAUAUAUUCAGAACUCCUACAUUAUCUACCAAUUUUUAGUUGUGAGGAAAUUUGCUUUUACUAUGGUUUUCUGAUAUUUGUUGCAUUAACUGUUUUUUUAAUUACAAAUUUCUUGCAUUAAUGUUUGCUCUCCUCUUCUAUGAUCUUCAUUUGCAUAGUAGUUGUAUACCCGGGGGCAGGUGUAUUAUUACCCUAAUUUUCAAUCAACAAUUCAUGGAGAGAAGUUGAGACAUGAGUUAGCGAGGGACCUUACUAGGGAAACUGCCUGGGAAGCAGUCAUAUGCAUAAGAUGUGGAAAAGGACUUCGCUUUACAUCUUAUCAUGGGAACUUUAUGCUGAGGUCCACCGACUUAUUAGCACUUCCAGCUGUAGAUUGUGAUAAAGCAUUGAGUUGUUACUAACUAUUCAGACAGUAUAUUUCCAAGUUGCUUUGAUAUACACUGCAUCCUGUGGAGAAAGGCGUAUUAGAGUACAUACGGCAGCAGCACCGGUGGUUACAGAUCUGGGAGAGACGUACCCCCAGGCUGCUACAGGUGCCAUUGUCACCUUGCUUUCCAGGCUAUUCUAGUGGUGUUGUAUAUAUUGUGAAUCUUGAUUUCAUAAGUUGUUCGGAAAUAAUUUGCAGCAGUUGAAAAAACUGCCCCAUAAGUUGGAAGAUGCUCGGAACUCUUUGCAGCUAAGAAUUGUCAAAGCCCUCAAAGAAUAUCCACAACACCACUUGGGAGGGAAGAUGAUAUACCCAGAGUCUCUGCCGGUUAAAAACCUGUUAAAGCUCCUAUAUCCAUGUUUGAUACGGCUUGAUGAGUAUCUUUUGAAUGUAAUAAAAUUCCAUCAACUUGAGUGAUGUCAUUUGGCAAUCAUUAAAUUUGUUUCCGCUUCUUGUAUUUGUUGGCAUCUUCUGAGGCUAAUGACUUGAAAAGCAUAGAGAAUAGGUUACCACUAGUUGCUGAGAGCUUAGAUUCCAGAGGCCUCUAUAUAUUUGAUGAUGGGUUUCGCUA
Prunus dulcis (almond) is the source of this 4646-nucleotide messenger RNA. Its product is annotated as pentatricopeptide repeat-containing protein At5g16860. NCBI's taxonomy places the organism in Eukaryota, Viridiplantae, Streptophyta, Magnoliopsida, Rosales, Rosaceae. The coding region runs from base 462 to 3017 and encodes 851 amino acids. Gene Ontology annotation, molecular function: RNA binding; protein binding; zinc ion binding. Gene Ontology annotation, biological process: RNA modification. The record is from RefSeq and is a predicted model, not a curated record. The transcript is spliced from 5 exons.